Molecule: messenger RNA, 1458 nt
Organism: Theileria annulata
Lineage: Eukaryota; Apicomplexa; Aconoidasida; Piroplasmida; Theileriidae
Exons: 10
Coding region: 1-1458 (485 amino acids)
Biological process (GO): ubiquitin-dependent protein catabolic process; regulation of protein catabolic process
Cellular component (GO): proteasome complex; proteasome regulatory particle, lid subcomplex
Molecular function (GO): enzyme regulator activity
Source: RefSeq, a predicted model, not a curated record
AUGGUAGCAGUAGACAACGUAGGGACUCAGUUCCCAAACGAUGCAUUCAAGGAUUUGGUAUCACAGUGCAUAUCAUUGCUUGAAGCAGCCGUGGCAAAGUCGGAAUCCAGAUUCGUAAUUAGAUUAAUGCGACAUUACAAAAGUUUAAGAAGUUUACUCAAAGCACAUCCAGCAACCUCAGUUCCCUUCCUUAGGUCACUACUCAAGGAAUAUGCUUUCGGUGCAAACCCAUGUCCAGUUGCAGAAAAGGCAUAUAAUUUUCUCCCAGCAGAUUUAUUGCCGCCGAUCUUUUCAGAACCCGAAUCUUCCACAAAAUCCGCAGAUGUGUCCGACACAACCAAGCCGCAGUUCGAUCUUCCAAAAUUCCACUACACAACAUCGACAUAUUUGGAGAUUCAGGAGUAUGUUUCACAAGAUUCCCAACUUACUGAGACCAAAGUCAUGCUUUCAACUCUUGCCUUGAUAUAUUUGAUUGAUACAAGGAACUAUGAAAAGGCGAUGGAUUUGGCAGAUUCGCUGGCCCAUUUGAUGUUAAGUUUGAACAAGAGAAUAAUGGACUACCUGGGAGCUAAGGUUUACUUCUAUUAUUCUAGAAGUUUUGAGUUGGGAGGAAGGUUUAAAGAUGCCAGGAAGUUAACUUUUGAUUGUUUCGCACAGAAAAGCAUGCCUGCAUCACGACCCAAUGACACAGGCAGUUACUUUCAACUGCAUACUGAGGAACCUGAUUCACCACAAGCUGUACUCCUCAGCAUUCAAAUUCGAAAAGUGCUCUCAGUUCAGCUGGAAUAUAGUGAAGCAUACACAAAGCUAAUUCAAUCCCUGAGAAAAGCACCUCAGAAUGACAAAACUGCAUACGGAUUCAAGCUACUAGCGACAAAAAUGUCAGUAAUAGUCGGUCUUUUGAUGUGUGAUAUUCCAAGCAAGAGUGUGUUCACAAACCCAUCCAUGAGGAAAGACUUGGCACCAUACGAGGCAGUUGUGGUUGCUGUUAGAAACGGAGAUUUAAACUCAUUCUUGCAGCUGUGCGAUAAAUAUGCACACUGCUUUGAGAAGGACGACACCAUGUUCCUUAUAUCAAGGCUAAGAGACAAUGUAAUAAAGGGAGGCCUGAGGAAAAUCAACUUGGCAUACUCUAAGAUCAAUUUGGCAAAUGUGGCUCAUAAACUAGGGCUGGAAUCAGUCGAACACACAGAAAACAUCAUUGCAAAGGCAAUACAUGAUGGAAUUAUAGAAGCAGUUAUAGACCAUGAAAAUCAAUGUGUUAACUCAAAGGUUAAUGUAGAUUUGUAUAAAAGUUAUGAACCAAUGAGAGCAUUUCAUAAAAGAAUACAAUUCUGUUUAAAGUUACAUUCAAAUGCAAUACAGGCAAUGAGAUACCCAGAAGAUCCAGAAUCCACAAAAGAAAAUAAAACCACAUCUAACCCAGAUAAGGACCAGCUGGAAUCCGUAAGAAAAUAA